AUGAGAUCCUCUUCCGCGAUAGCAAGUUCGACAGCCACUCAUUAUCUCUUGCCCUCGUCUCCAGAUAUACAGUGUGACGAUCGGUUCAGCAUACUAGAUACAGAUUCCGAGACCGUUUCUUUCUGGGCCAUAUUGCAAACACUACUAGGACGAGAGUUGAAAGGUAUAUCAGACCUCAUCGAUAUACUCGAGACAAUCUCGCUCACAUUAAGGGGAACCUCAUUGCCAGAUUAUGAUGUUCUCACAGAGAUCCUCUCCGAACGGCGUGAUUUUUUGCUGUCAACAUGGCCCGUAAUACGAGCUCUGGCACUUGAAGUACCUAUACUGUUCCCGGAUCAUACUCUGCCACUUCUGUCUCCAUUCUGUAGCACUUUGAGGCUGAGCAGACGGCAGAUAGCCUGUUUGGUUGUCCACCAAUUCCUUUGCACCCUGAAAAGUCCACCAUCCCGCGACUCCUACUAUGACUUUUCGAUCUGGUACUAUUCGCAGCAGCCUCAUGCAACUGCAGCACAAAUCUACCUUACCUCUGUCUUGACCUAUUUUGAGAGACUUGCUUCGACCGCCGCUCUUUCUCCGCUGAACUACCCAAACUGGCAGAUCUCAUUCUCACUCAAGAGCCAAUCGGGGGAGCCUGCCGUAUCAAUAUUUGGGUGUCUGAACAUCAUUCAUCUCCUCAAUGACGCCACGCAAUCAGAAUAUCUCGGUCUUCCCAACGGCGCGUGUGUCAUAUCAGCCAACAAAGUCUCUGGCUUUGGCCAAAGUGGAACACAGGAGGAGCGCCAAGUAGCCGCAUCGCCAGAAGCUUGUCCGCUAGUACUCAUCGCACCUGUGUUGAAAGGCGACGAGUGCUUAAUUGUGUCAGGUGCAGAACUGAUGAUCAAUAUCGAAGGCCAUGGGAGGUCCAUGCAUCUUGGGGUCCAGCCGGUACCAGAAUCUACUGCGGAGGCCUCUCACACGCGAUGGAGUCGACGGACCAUGUUCUUCAUGGAUGCACUCGAAUUGGAUGGCGAUGAUUGUCUGCUGCCAGACCUUCUUCCUGGAAAUGUUGACCGCGAGUACGGCAAGGCGCUCACAGCCUUUACGUCUGCGGCAACGCCAUACGCGAAAAUCGUCACAGGCUUCUGGGGCUGCGGCGCUUUCGGGGGGAGUCCUGCAGUCAAGGCGAUAGUACAGUGGUGCGCAGCUUCUGUUGCUGGAACGCAGCUCGACUUCAUCUGCAAUGGUACCCAGCAGUCGAGGUUUGGAAACAUGAUGCAAGCUUUCGCAGGUGAUGUGCUAAGAAGCGGCGCAAUGCCAAAAGACCUCCUCCAACAGCUGCAAGCUUUGACACCGAAUGACUUCACCGAGACCCAGAUCGACGAAUUGGACCAGGAAGUGUUCCGUCUCAUCAGCUCAAGGCUCACGCACGCCAGUCAGCCUUAG
Cyphellophora europaea CBS 101466 is the source of this 1422-nucleotide messenger RNA. RefSeq lists its product as uncharacterized. Gene Ontology annotation, cellular component: cytoplasm; nucleus. Gene Ontology annotation, biological process: carbohydrate metabolic process; nucleotide-sugar metabolic process; ATP generation from poly-ADP-D-ribose. NCBI's taxonomy places the organism in Eukaryota, Fungi, Ascomycota, Eurotiomycetes, Chaetothyriales, Cyphellophoraceae. The record is from RefSeq and is a predicted model, not a curated record. Bases 1 to 1422 code for a protein of 473 amino acids. The transcript has a single exon. Gene Ontology annotation, molecular function: poly(ADP-ribose) glycohydrolase activity.